Messenger RNA from Linum tenue, 2238 nucleotides. NCBI's taxonomy places the organism in Eukaryota, Viridiplantae, Streptophyta, Magnoliopsida, Malpighiales, Linaceae. The record is from the annotation of a GenBank genome assembly.
CGAUAGACUAAUCAACUUCCACUCAUCAAAAUAAAAAUAAAAAUCAGUUCUUUUUGGGGAAAACUGUUUCCAUGGCCUCAAUUUGAUGCCAGAAAGGCAAGGAGGCAAGCAAGGAAAGGAACAAAAACAGAGGAAAAGAAAAGAAAGGGAAAGAGAGAGAGAAAGAGAGAAGCAGCAAAUAGAGACACCGGGAGACGGAGAGGCCAGAGAGAGAGAGAGAGAAAGAGAGUUGCGUCACGCACUCACGUUCCUUUGGUUGGUUUGACCUGGUACACAUCUAGAGACCACGGGCGCUUUCUUUUAUCAAAGAUCUGUGAAUGCCUCAUUGUUAACACUCGAGGAUCAGGAGAGCGAGAGAGAGAGAGAGAGAGAUUGGGUUGGGAGUUGGAGGUGGAGGAGGAAGAGUUGAUGGUUCGAGGUAGAACCCACUGUCUGAUUUGUGGGAAAGUUUCCAUUUUUGUGUACAAAUUGAAAUUAUUCGCUGUCGGAUUGAUUGUUCUGUCUGGGUGGUACAAUGGAUAAGCACCGUAAAAGGGAAUGAAUUAUUCUGGGGAGGGAAAGGUUGAAUUAUAUUGAGGGAGAGGGGGAAAUUGGAGGUAGACAGCAGAAUUGAGUCUGUUCUUUUUCUUCUUCUUCUUGUGUGUGUGGGGAGAAAGGGUUGAAGAAGAUGGAAGAUCAUGCAGAGGACAAUGAUAUAGAGAUAGAGGGAGGAGGGUUCGGAGAUGACAAGGAAUUCGGGUUAAUGAAAGAGCCACUCCUUCUCAGGAACAGGCAGAACAAUACUUCCCAGAUUGCCAUUGUUGGUGCCAAUGUUUGCCCCAUUGAAAGCCUGGAUUAUGAGAUUGUUGAGAAUGAAUUGUUUAAGCAAGAUUGGAGGACUAGAAAGAAGAAUGAGAUAGUUCAAUAUGUUGUCCUUAAGUGGACACUUGCCCUUCUGAUUGGAUUUAGCACCGGGGUUGUUGGCUUUUUCAACAACCUUGCAGUUGAGAACAUCGCUGGUUUUAAGCUUAUGUGGACGAACAGUCUAAUGCUUCAGAACAAUACAGUUAUUACCUGGCAUUCGGAGCAUUUGCUGGUUGCAAUGCGGUGUUGGCUGUCGCCGCUGCUGCCCUCUGUGCGUACGGAGCCCCUGCUGCAGCAGGUUCUGGCAUACCCGAAGUUAAAGCAUACCUUAAUGGUGUAGAUGCUCCUUCUAUUUUGGCCCCAAGCACUCUCUUUGUGAAGAUUUUUGGGUCCAUCUUUGGAGUUGCUGCAGGGUUGGUCGUGGGAAAGGAGGGACCUAUGGUGCACACUGGAGCUUGCAUAGCUGCCUUUCUUGGACAAGGUGGUUCAAGGAAGUAUCACUUGACUUGGAGAUGGCUUAGGCACUUCAAGAACGAUAGGGAUCGACGAGAUUUAGUGACUUGUGGUGCUGCAGCUGGUGUGGCAGCUGCUUUUCGAGCUCCUGUUGGUGGUGUCCUAUUUGCUCUUGAAGAAGCUGCUUCAUGGUGGAGGAGUGCUCUACUUUGGAGAACUUUUUUUACAACGGCUGUUGUUGCAGUGGUGUUGAGAGGUUUCAUGGACUUCUGCAAGUCUGGAAAGUGUGGGCUAUUUGGGGAAGGCGGUCUUAUCAUGUUUGAUGUCAAUUCGUCGGUUGCCAGUUAUGGCACCCCAGAUCUAUUGGCAAUCAUCUUCCUUGGUGUGCUUGGGGGACUUCUGGGAAGCUUUUACAAUUAUCUAGUGGACAAGGUCCUUCGCACUUAUAGCAUCAUUAAUGAGAAGGGACCAAUAUUCAAGGUCCUACUUGUGCUGUGCAUCUCCCUUCUGACCUCGUGUUUCUCUUAUGGUCUCCCAUGGCUCUCAUCAUGCACUCCCUGCCCUCCCCACCUUAUGGAGGAGUGUCCCACUGCAGGUCGGUCUGGUAAUUACAAGAAUUUCCAGUGUUCAUCACACCAAUACAAUGAUCUCGCCUCUCUUUUCUUCAACACCAACGACGACGCCAUCAAAAAUUUACUCAGCCCAGGGGUCUCUAAACAGUUCCACAUCCCGACACUCCUUGUUUUCUUUAGCGCCAUAUUCUUCCUCGGCAUAAUCACAUAUGGCAUUGCAGUCCCUUCCGGUCUCUUCAUUCCUGUCAUUCUCGCUGGGGCAGUCAACGAUUCUGCAGUAAUAGUAGCUGUUGUUACUUGUAGACUUUCAUGGUGCGAAUGUGGCAGAAAAAAGAAAAACAGCUGCAAAAUAGGGGUAGCCAAGUCGUGA